Messenger RNA from Triticum aestivum (bread wheat), 1284 nucleotides. Its product is annotated as zinc finger CCCH domain-containing protein 25. The coding region runs from base 211 to 981 and encodes 256 amino acids. Gene Ontology annotation, cellular component: U2 snRNP; catalytic step 2 spliceosome; precatalytic spliceosome. Gene Ontology annotation, biological process: mRNA splicing, via spliceosome. The record is from RefSeq and is a predicted model, not a curated record. The transcript is spliced from 5 exons. Gene Ontology annotation, molecular function: metal ion binding; RNA binding. NCBI's taxonomy places the organism in Eukaryota, Viridiplantae, Streptophyta, Magnoliopsida, Poales, Poaceae.
GGACCAACCCCAGGCGGUUGGACUAGCCAAGAACCCUAACCAAAAAAAUCCCCACCUUCUUCCCCUCCAAAUCUCCCAAUCCGCUGCCCCUUCGAGAAAUUCUGCCCAAGAUUCCGCACGAGUACCGCCGGUUCCCUCCAGCGAGGGGAGGGGAGGGGUCCGACCCAUCUCGGCGGCGGCGGCGGCGGCGGCGGCGGCGAGUCGGGGAAGAUGAAUCCCCUGACGCAGGUGAAGCGGACGCAGGUGAUAAACCAGAAGGAGGCGGCGCUGGGCCUCAGCGAGGACGCCUCGUGGCACGCCAAGUUCAGGGGCUCCGCCUACGUCUUCGUCGGCGGCGUCCCCUUCGACCUCACCGAGGGCGACCUCCUCGCCGUCUUCGCGCAGUACGGCGAGGUGGUCGACGUGAACCUCGUGCGCGACAAGGCCACCGGCAAGUCCAAGGGCUUCGCGUUCGUCGCGUAUGAGGACCAGAGGAGCACGGUUCUUGCCGUCGAUAAUUUGAAUGGGGCUAAGGUUCUUGGGAGGAUCAUCAGGGUUGACCAUGUGGAGAAGUACAAGAAGAAGGAGGAGGAGGACGAGGAGGAGCUGCAGAAGAAGAGGGAGGAGCGCGGCGUGUGCUAUGCUUUCCAGAAAGGCGAGUGCAACCGUGGAGAUGCCUGCAAAUAUUCCCAUGAUGAACAGAGAAAUGCAAACACUGGUUGGGGUUCUAAGGAGGAUGACCCAAAAUGGGAGCAUGACAGGCACCGUGGUCCACAAAAUAAGGGGGAAUCCCGUGGCAUCUGCUAUGCUUUCCAGAAAGGCGAAUGCAGUCGGGGAGAUUCCUGCAGAUUUUCGCAUGAUGAGCAGGUAGCUGUCCAGGGCCGUGGCGUCUGCUACGCUUUCCAGAAAGGCGAGUGCAGUCGCGGAGCUUCCUGCAGAUUUUCACAUGAUGAGCAGAGGAAUGCACCAAAAUCCACCAAAGAGCCACAAAAAUUUCCCUGACAGGAAUAAAGAAGAGACGAGAUCAGGGGAUAGGGAUGGUCAAUCCUCAAGAUCAGAGUUGCACAGGGACCGAGAUUCUAGGUCGAGACACGGCGAUAGAGACACAAAAGAUAGUGACAGGAACAGGCACGAGAAAUCCCCCGAGAGAUCAAGAGGUGACAGGCAGAGAGGCGAUGACAGGGGAAGAGAAGAUAGAUCAGACACAAAAGAUAGGGACAGGAACAGGCAUGAGAAAUCCCCUGAGAGAUCAAGAGGCGACAGGCAGAGAGGCGAUGACAGGGGAAGAGAAGAUAGAUCAGAGAG